AUGUCCGAUAUAAAAUUCCCAAAAAUAUUACCUGAAGUUGAGUUUAACAUCUCAGCUACAGGGAUUACAAUCUCCAGUAUGCGCUAUACAACUCCACGGUUUCUUCCUUACGACCAAGGAGGGAAAUGUCGUAAGUGCAGGAGCACAGAAGUCGAAUUAGAUUUUAUUAUAGUAAAGGAAGGGGUUGUAGUCUAUUGCACCCGCUUUGAAGGAAGUCGAUUUGUUCCCUUCGAUUCAUUAUACGAUUUACCAGGUCAUUGCUUCUUCAAAGUAAAGAACAAAGGCCGUGUAUUUAAUGUACCAUACAACGAUACUACUCACAUUCCAUGCACCAAAACUGAACCAGCUGAACCAAAACCUACCCAAAGUCUCCCCACAAUACCCGAAGAAGUGACACAGAUACCCCAACCCCUGGAUAACCUUCCAACAAUGGAUGAGUUGGAUGAUUUCUUCCAGAGUUUAGACGCAUCAGUGACAGGCAUUCCAACCGAUUAA
Messenger RNA from Meloidogyne enterolobii, 495 nucleotides. Lineage: Eukaryota; Metazoa; Nematoda; Chromadorea; Rhabditida; Meloidogynidae. The record is from the annotation of a GenBank genome assembly.